Messenger RNA from Triticum turgidum subsp. durum (durum wheat), 1731 nucleotides. NCBI's taxonomy places the organism in Eukaryota, Viridiplantae, Streptophyta, Magnoliopsida, Poales, Poaceae. The record is from the annotation of a GenBank genome assembly.
AUGACGUUGCUACUUUCUCAAAUAGGUAACUGCAGCACGUCCUGCGGUGAUGUACACUUGCCAUACCCCUUCGGCAUUGGCUCUGCCGAUUGCUACUGGCCAGGGUUCAGCCUCACCUGUGAUAGAAGCCAACAACCAGCAAAGCCACUCCUCGUCCUCCGCGGCAUGGAGGACUCCUAUCAUGUCACGAAGAUCUCCCUCCAGAAUAACACGGUGCACGUCCUCCGCACCAACGGCAUCAUGCCUAUUCCCAGCGUACCAAGCGGUCUUUAUAUGCUUGGCAACUAUUCAGAGGCGCCCUACUCGCUAUCAACCAGCAACGAGCUCAUCCUAUCAGGUUGCAACUUUCAGGCCACACUGACCGGGGAUGGUGUUGAGGAUUUCAUCAGCGGUUGUGCCUCCUUUUGCCCCUCCAACGCCAGUGACACCUACGUCGAGACGGCAGUGGAGCAUAGAGGCAGAUACUGCUAUGGCAUGGGCUGUUGCCAGGCGCAUAUCUCCUUGUCGUCCAGUGGCUUGCCCACCAAGUUGAAUUUCCAAAAUCUCAACAAGUACAGUGACCAUAAGGCAACGUCGCAGCACCCAUACAUGCUAAUCGCGGAGGAGGGGUGGUUCGACCAACAACGGUUGUCCAUAAAUAUGGUAGUGCAGGAAGAAUUCGAAACGAACAAGGUACAGGUUCCCCAAGUUCUGCACUGGGAGGUCAUGCAGGGCUUACCACGACCAGCUGAUGUGAAGGCGCAUCCAGGCUGUUCAUCGGAAGUAGCCCGCAAGCUCUGCAAGAGCAAGAACAGCAACUGCAAACGAGGGAGCAGAGGCUAUUUAUGCCAGUGCAUGGAUGGCUCCAACAAGCCCGGGAGCAACCCCUACCUCGCCAACGGAUGCAAAGGUGACCGCAAACCCUUAUCUACAGGUGUAUACCUCGGCAUAGGAGUUGCUGUUGGGGCAGGCAUCAUACUAUUUGUUCUUGCUGGAUCCUUCACACAUAAGAACUUCAAACAUCGAAGAGCACAGAUGUUGAAACAGAAGUUCUUCGGAAAAAAUCGUGGACAAUUGUUGCAACAAUUGGUAUCACGAAGAGCUGAUAUUGCAGAAAGAAUGAUUAUAACCUUAGACGAGCUUGAGAAGGCAACAAACAAGUUUGAUAAAGCUCGUGAGCUUGGUGGUGGGGGGCAUGGUACAGUCUACAAAGGGAUCCUAUCAGAUCUCCAUGUUGUAGCCAUCAAGAAACCAAAGGCGGCCAUUCAAAAGGAGAUAGAUGAAUUCAUUAAUGAGGUUGCUAUUCUAUCACAGAUCAACCAUAGAAAUGUUGUAAAACUCUAUGGUUGUUGCCUUGAAACAGAGGUCCCCAUGUUGGUCUAUGAGUUUGUAUCCAACGGUACCCUUUAUGAUCAUCUUCAUGUUGAUGGGCCAAAAUCGUUGUCAUGGAAUGAUAGGCUACGGAUAACAACUGAGACUGCCAGAUCUUUAGCCUAUCUUCACUCAACAGCUUCAGUACCCAUCAUCCAUAGAGACAUCAAGUCUGUUAACAUACUUUUGGAUGAUACUCUAACAACAAAGGUCGCAGACUUCGGAGCUUCAAGGUAUGUUCCGCUGGAUAGAUCAGGGAUCACAACAAGAGUGCAAGGUACAAGAGGAUAUCUAGACCCCGGGUAUUUCUAUACUGGGCGUCUCACAGAAAAAAGUGAUGUGUACAGCUUUGGUGUCCUUGCUUCUGGAGUUGUUGACUAG